CGAAAAAAUGGCGGCUUUGAAGGUCGCGGCGUUUCUAGGAAUAAUCACAGCUCUUGUGGCGGUUUUGAUCGCUUGGUACAUGAAUGAGAAUUUUGAUCUUGAAACUCUGCGAGGCAAAAAGGUCGUGAUUUGUGGGGCUUCGACCGGGAUUGGAGAAGAACUCGCUUAUCAAUAUGCCAAACUUGGAGCUCAACUUUUACUUGUUGCUAGGCGUGAAGAGGAACUCAAAAAAGUUGUGGCACUUUGCGGAGAAUUAGGAGCACAGACGGCAAACUACGUUGUUGCUGAUUUGUCUUCUUUGGAGGCUGCCAAGUAUUUAGCUGAAGAAGCUAACAAGCUAUUUGAUGGACCUGAUGUAUUAGUUCUCAACCAUUUAAAGCCAUUUUACGAACUGUGGAAUGAGAACAGCAGCCUUGAAAAAGUUCCUCAGUACUUUGCCGUCAAUACCAUUAGUUACAUCAACAUAGCUACCCUAAUGCUCCCAGGCCUUCAGAAGACCAAUGGAAGUAUAGUUGUCGUCUCAUCAUUUGUGGGGGUAGCUCCAGUACCAAGGGUGUCAACUUACUGUGGCAACAAGCAAGCAUUGCAUGGGUUUUUUAAUAGCUUACGUCAAGAUUUAGCUCUGCAAGGCCAACGUGGGAUUUCUGUAACAUUGUGUGUUUUAGGGUUUAUAGAGACAAAAAAUGCUCGUGCAAUGACUAAAGGUCUUCCUGUGGAGAAAGGUGUAAAGCGAGAAGCUGUUGACGAAUGUGCUCUGUCCAUGAUCAAGGGAGCUGCUUUGAGGAAAAGGCAAAUGUAUUUCCCUUGGUAUUUAAGUUUUGUAGAGACAGUACAUUUCUUUUUCCCAAGUUUUGUCGAGAGUGUAAUUCAAGUUGCUACCAAUGAAAAACCAAUGACAGACAUUUGGGAAUGGUGACAUUUUAUUAGCAUAGGCUCAAUGUCCUCAAGCACAGCCUAAAAACGUCAUGCCCUUCUCGACAUUUUAAUAGAUUUAGCCAAGCCUAAAAGCAGGGCUCCCAAGUUCUUAAUAUUAAUGAUAACAUAAAAGAUGUGCAUUUG
This is a messenger RNA of Stylophora pistillata, 1059 nucleotides long. RefSeq names its product 11-beta-hydroxysteroid dehydrogenase 1. Lineage: Eukaryota; Metazoa; Cnidaria; Anthozoa; Scleractinia; Pocilloporidae. The record is from RefSeq and is a predicted model, not a curated record.